ACUAAUCCUGAAUAUUCUUUGUUCCAGAAUACAUGGUGAGUUCCGGAUCGCCCCCCACCCGCGACAAGCGCGACUCAAUGUCGACAAAUGGCAUGCAGACGGGGGGCAUGCUGGGUUCAGAGGACAAAAUUGGUGCGCGCGCGCGCAGAGACUGGCGGCACGAGCGCUUGCGCGACAUCGCGGCUGCGCUGACCACAGGGGCGGGAACCAAGGAUAACGGUGGAGUGGGAAAGCAGGAUGGUGGGAGCAGGGACCUACAGGAACAGAGAUUGCCUGCGUUGCCGGCCGAACAGCUGCUACUACACCUAAAGAAGGGUUGGCUCUGGCUGAAAUCCUCGGAAGAAGGCGUUGACUGGACGCGUCGUUGGGUGGUGCUAUGCGGUCCAGCCUUGCAAGUAUACGGCGAUCAAGACGAGCGAUCUCCGCCUGAGCUGCGCAUCGAACUAUCUUCCGUCGUUAGCUACGCCGAAACAGUAACGGACUCCAAGUAUGGCUUCGAGAUCAGACGCGCUGGGGGACCGCCUCUCACGCUCGCGGCCGUGACACAGGGCAUUCGCUCCAAUUGGCUGCUGGCGCUGAAGAAGGCGGCACCAAUGGCGAUAAUGGGCGGAGUCACGAACGGUACUACUCCGCCUCCGCCGCCCGUUGAAAGUCCCGUGUCACCGUCGACGCCCCGAUCAAUCAUGGCCAGUAGCGAUGAGGAGUACAAAACAGCAUCUGAGGGUGGUCGUCGAGGCAGUGAAGAAUGGCCGUCAACGCCCUGCUCGACGGACUUGCCGCCCUCGCCGCCACCCUCUCAUCGUGGUCCUAACUCUCUAGGGCGGCUGAAGGAAAGGGCACGUGUUAGGCCGAGGUUGCCACGGAGCGGUGCGCCAGGUAGUCGUCACUCUACUGCCGACAGCACGUCGACCGACGAGUUGGACUGCGUGGUGAAGCCGCAACCGCCGCAGCAAGAUGUGCACCAGCUCAGGGAGAAGCUUGCCGGGGCUGAGAAGGAAAUACAAGCAUUGGAAGAAGAGAUUGCCAGGUUGAAGAAAUUUCAAUCUGAUGCAGCGAUUCGAGAGAAGAAGGCAAAGGAGAUGCUGUCGAACUUAGAAAAAACCGAAAAGGAAUUAAACCAAAGAAAUUCACAAAUCGAACUAAACUUUUUGAAAGAACAAAGGGCGCUACAAAGACGUCUUUCGGAAGCGGAAGAGGCGGCGAGGACUAACGAAGAGAAAUGCACGAUACUCACCAGGGAGUUGCAGACCAAACAACGAAUCCUGGUGAACUUGCAGGAGGAGUUGUCCAUGUCCAACGAACGCUUGUCCCGAGUCACCGAAGAGAACAAUAGGCUGUAUAAAAAAGUACAAGAACUCGAAGGAAGAUAUUGCUUUAAGAACCAACACUUCAAAGCAGACUCCAUCACGGAGUUAACCAAUAUUAAUUUAGAUUUAGAUAUCGACGAACUGAACGCGAACGAGCUGAAAGAGUACUGCCUGGACCUGAAGCACCGUUUCGAGCGCGCCAUAGUAGAGAUCCAGGCAGUGAAGCGUGCGUUGCGCGAGUCGGAAGAGAGCUGUGAUAAGAUGGAGAUCGCCAACUAUGGCCUCCAGCACCACAUCGGCACGUUGAACGAAGAGCACUACGCCGAGUUGCGGUUGCUGGUGCAGCGGUUGGACAACCUGACUGCCAAGCUGGCAGCCGCGGAGAGACAGCUCAGAACCAAAGGCAAAGGCGAUGCCAAAGAUAAGAGGCGAUCGCUGUCGUUGCGCGGCAGGGAAAGCUUCUCCAUCAACAAGGAGGUGGAGGAUAAGGUAACGGAGCUAGAAGCAAAGAUAUUAGCGUUGGAAAGAGGCAGAAACAGAAGAAGGUACAAACGAGAUAGGAGCAACGAAAGAUGUUCACCGAUAGACGACAAAGCUCUUCGACGUGCUAGGAGAAAAAGUCUGGACAGUGCUACGUCAUCAGAACCCAUGAAGCUGUUAAUGCGCUUGAGCUCUUUGGAGACCAAAGUGACAAACGUAAACACUUCCAAUGAGUCCCUGAACAUUUUAAACGGCAGCACUUCGGACAUCACCAAGCUGAAAGAUGAAAAGAGCUCUGUGGAUCUAGAUUACUUACUAUCUACUGCCAAAAUUAAAGUCAGCGAAUGCCUUUGUAGCGUAAGUUCGCUGAAGAAUAACAGAAAACGCAAUUCGUCACCAAGCGUGGAUAAGUUGGUAGCUUUAGAGAACUCUUUAAAUGAGCUUCAGGAUAUUCUGAACAGGAAAGACUGCGCCGUUAAUAUAGCUGAAGUCGAAGUGAUCAACACGUCUGCUGGCAGUGUGGUCAAACAGUUGCAGAAUCUGCUGCUUGAUAAACUGACAAGUUUGGCGGAAAAGAAAAGACUGCUGCAGGAGAACAACAAGUGGGAUAAUACGGCCAGGUUACAGAUGCUGGCCGAAAAAGUCGCCUACGAAAACGUGUUAGUCAAUAGGAUCCAAGAAGCUUUAACUUGUCCCGUAACCGGCGACGCUGUCUGCAAGAGGCUGAUCAACAAGGAGACGCGAGAGACAGCUUACCUGAUCAUAGCAUUACAGAACAAAAUCAACGGUACCAGCAAUAAGCAGCAACCGCCAAACAGGACAAGUGUGGAUCAUCUGACAAAGACCCUAGCGAAGUGUCUGUUGUCUGCAAGUCAGGGCUUCAAGUCAUUCAAGAAUUUCGUCGCUACCAAAGGACCAUCUAUCGAUUUGCUCUGUGACGAGAAACAAAAGUUGGAUGUGCUGUUGAGCACAUACAAAUCGGCAAAGUUACCACAAAUUGCGGAGGCACUUGCUGCUGAAACGAUGAACCUUGCUUCUGAUAAGACCUGCAGGCUGAGAUCUCUGAAAGAAGACCUGGUGAAUGAGUUCAAGAAGAACGCGCGUGAGAUCGUGAACUCCGAGCUGAUACAGUCCGAGAUCAACCACGUUUUGUUGCGUGCCGCCCAGGUGUACCAAUCCAACAUCGAUGCCGACCACAACUUCUUCUUCAGCUUUUUCGCUUCGGAACGUGCCGCUCUGGAGCUUUGGUCGGACGCCGUGGGCGACUGCCUUUACGAUGAGAUCAGCAGGGCCAUCAUGGAGCUGACCGAGCUGUACCAGAACUGCCUGAACAAGCUGCAGAAGCAGAACUGGAGGCGCAGGGUGGAGCUGGAGAGGAACAUCAGAGCUCCAACGACAUUGCUGUACGAGUUCGCCGACGUGGUAGCCCACAAAGCGCUGAUUGAUGCGAGAAUCGCUGUUCUCAGUGGCAGCUAUAAUCCGCAAGAGAUGUACAGCGGAUCUCUGGAGACGCUGAGCACCUGGCUGGAUAACGAGAAACAGUGGGCCUAUAUGGAGACCCAGUCUUUGCUGCAGACGAAUCGAGACCUGGAGGUGGAGUUUACCUGCAUGGUGGAGAAAUACAGGAGUGAGUGCCAUGCGCUGCUGGAGCCUAGAGAAUCAGUCGGUGGGUGUCUGCGCGAGUUGUCAGAGAAGGUGGAAGAGUUACAGAGGUGUGCAGACUUACCAGUUCGUGGUAUUGGCGAGAACUGGAAAGACGUAUGCCAGGCCUGUGCUACACUCAGGGAUCGUCUUGAGGAAGUUAAAGUAGCUAUGCAGCAACAGCAGAACAACACUCAACAGCUUAGAAGGUAUUCUCCGAUACCUGUGGACCUCGAUCGUUUGGACGAUGACCUGCAGUUGCACCAGAGUACCGCCGAAUACUUAUCAGAAGUGGAACAGCUACGCAGUGCAUGGCGUCGUGCUCUUGUCGCCUCCCCGGACGGCGGAUUGUGCGAAUCGGAGGCGGAGCGCCUGCGACAGCUGUGUGAACGAGCCUUAGCAGCUACAGAACGCUGGCACAGGGGGGCGCUGCAAGCGGCGAGACGCGCCCACCAGAGACAGGUGGACGCACUCAAGCAGGAGAAGGAACAGGCGCUGGCCGAGGAGACACGCGCUACGCUCGCCGCGUUGGACGCUAUGCGGAAGGCGCAUGUCGCCGAGGUGCAACGAGAGGUUGCUAAGUUUAAGCAAGAGUAUGCAAGACAACAAAGAGACGACAUUUUUGAUUUAUCUGAGAAACUGUCUGUGAAGUCGUUGGAAGCUGCAGCCCUUGAAGAACAAUUAGGUAGCGCCACUAGACAGUUAGCCCAUGCCCAGCAGCAUAUUUUGAAGCUUGAACGGAACCCCCAGCUCUCAUCAGUGAAGGUAACUUCAUACAUUUAUCAUUUGUGAAGGUGACCAUAUUUUACGCAUUCGGUCAGGAUUUCUCAAGAUAAGCUAGUAUUUUGAUAAGUUGAAAUGGGUACAGAUUUUAAAUCACCUUGCCAUCAACUCUAAAAAUCGUUUUCCACUCAACUGUCGCCAAACGGUGGUGCAGUUUUUGACUAGUAGAUCGCUAGGGAAUUAUAGCUAUUUCGCAAUGCCUUACCUAUUUUGCUCGACAAACGCAUGAGUUGUCACGAAUGAUGCAAGGCAUUAAUCCCGAGCAUUAUAGCAUUGCCACAUCAAUAACUAUGGAUUAGUUAACCACCUUGAAAGUGGUAUUCACAUUGAAAUUGUCAGUUAAUUUCUAGGGCAAAACUUACACAAUCUGAAAGCUAACUUUUAGCCAAAAAUCUGGAUCAUAGCUAAUCUAAUUUCCAGUAUUUUCUUCUCGAGGUCCAAAAUAUAAAAAU
This is a messenger RNA of Acanthoscelides obtectus, 4663 nucleotides long. Lineage: Eukaryota; Metazoa; Arthropoda; Insecta; Coleoptera; Chrysomelidae. The record is from the annotation of a GenBank genome assembly.